GAACACACACACACACACACACACACCCCUCCUCCUUGGGAGGUGGUUGCGCUCCCGUCCGUUCAGGGUGCAUUGGCGCCGGGUUGUACCAUUGCCAGUAAGGGACUUUCCCCCCCGCGUUCGCUGAAUGGAGCCGCCCUGUUUUCCCGGCCUCCUUUGCGCUGCUCGUCCUCGGGACUAGGGAAGCGUCGGAGCGGGAGAGAGACCAGCAUUGGCCGAGAGGUGGCCCAGAGGUCAGCCUUGCAAACGAGCCAGGAACCAAUACAAUGACUACUUUAGAUGAUAAACUGCUUGGUGAGAAGCUCCAGUACUACUACAGCAGCAGUGAAGAUGAAGACAGUGAGAGAGAAGAUAAAGUCAGAGCGAGCACUAUUCCUGAGACGGUUGAUGGGGAGGUGCUGAGUAGCGAUGGCACUGCAGUUAACACAGGUCCAAAGGGUGUCAUAAAUGAUUGGCGAAGAUUCAAACAACUGGAGACGGAGCAGCGAGAGGAGCAGUGUAGAGAGAUGGAACGACUUAUAAAAAAAUUAUCCAUGACCUGCAGAUCUCACAUGGAUGAAGAGAAGGAUAAACAGAAGCAGAAAGAACUUCAGGAAAAAAUCAAUGGAAAGAUGACUUUACAAGAAUAUAACAUGAUUCAUGAUGGCGAAGAUGAUGAAGAUUUUUUACAGCAAUACAGGAAACAGCGAAUGGAGGAGAUGAGGCAGCAGCUGCAUAGUGGGCAGCAGUUUAAGCAGGUUUUUGAGAUCACCAGUGGGGAAGGGUUUUUGGACACAGUUGAUAAAGAACACAAGAACACGUUGAUCAUGAUCCACAUCUAUGAAGAUGACAUCCCUGGCUCUGAAUCUGUGAAUGGCUGCAUGAUCUGUCUUGCUGCUGAGUACCCAACAGUCAAAUUUUGUCGAGUAAAGAGUUCCCUGAUUGGUGCCAGCACUCGCUUUACUAAUAAUGCUCUACCUGCUUUGCUCAUCUAUAAGGGAGGGGAGCUAAUUGGCAACUUUGUCCGAAUCACCGACCAGCUUGGAGAAGAUUUUUUUGCUGUGGACCUGGAGGCUUUUUUACAGGAGUGUGGUCUGCUCCCAGAGAAGGAUCUGCUGCUGCUGACUUCCAUAUGUAACCCAUCUGCAUGUUAUAGUGAAGACAGUGAUUUGGAGAUAGACUGAAAAAAGUGAACGAAGGGUUCAGUAAGCUGGGGUUGCCCUGUGGGGUCUCUUGUUGCUGUAGAUUGUUCAUUUGUUCUUUUCUGUAUUUUUUGUAUAUUUUUCCCCUCCCUCCCAUGCACUUUGGCUUUUAGCCUAUUAGUACUUUGAGUCUUUAUUCUAUGUAAUGUAAAGAAUUCUUAACAUUUUGUUAAAUUACUUCAAUAAAAUGUAAACUAAAACUGUC
This is a messenger RNA of Malaclemys terrapin pileata, 1386 nucleotides long. It is a transcript of the gene PDCL, whose product is annotated as phosducin like. Gene Ontology annotation, biological process: regulation of G protein-coupled receptor signaling pathway. Bases 267 to 1163 code for a protein of 298 amino acids. The record is from RefSeq and is a predicted model, not a curated record. The transcript has 5 exons. NCBI's taxonomy places the organism in Eukaryota, Metazoa, Chordata, Testudines, Emydidae.